AUGUAUAACGACGGUGGGUUCACGCAGCUUUUCGUGCUCGCGCUGGGAAUCGGCUUGGUACUAAAACCGCAGGACCUCCCGAGGGCUGCGCACUUUGUUGGGCGUCUCUGCGGUAGAACAGUGGCGCUGGUGAGGGAGCUUCGACAGGGCGCCACGCAGCUCGCACGUCUUGUCGAGGAAGAGGAGGGCGGCGUCAGUGCAAAAGCUAGCAGGCAAGGCGCUUCGCCAGAGAAGCAUGUGAACGCGUUUCAGCUACACAGAGAGCUGCAGGAGAGCGCGGCGGAGCUGCGUCAGCUCCGCAUCUUGCUGCGGCGGGAGUGGAAUGCGGCAACGCCCAUGGCCCAGGUGCGGCUGCCGACGGCUAUGGUGCAGAGCUAUCGGCCGCGGAGGCGGUUGCCAGCAGCACAAAAGACCACCGAGUCCGGCACUGCGGAGGACGGUGGCGCGGAUCUGGUUCUGCGGGCUCUGGAGGAACGAGCAUUUGCUGAUAAAGUUCAGCACGUGCUGGACGCUGCGACUGUGUCAAGCUCGGCAAGCUCAGAAACGAAUAGGCACUAA
Molecule: messenger RNA, 558 nt
Organism: Cyanidioschyzon merolae strain 10D
Lineage: Eukaryota; Rhodophyta; Bangiophyceae; Cyanidiales; Cyanidiaceae
Exons: 1
Coding region: 1-558 (185 amino acids)
Source: RefSeq, a predicted model, not a curated record